This is a messenger RNA of Telopea speciosissima, 1488 nucleotides long. RefSeq lists its product as uncharacterized. The record is from RefSeq and is a predicted model, not a curated record. The transcript has a single exon. Bases 1 to 1488 code for a protein of 495 amino acids. NCBI's taxonomy places the organism in Eukaryota, Viridiplantae, Streptophyta, Magnoliopsida, Proteales, Proteaceae.
AUGACCAAGCCCAUAUUGGAAGCAGGUGAUAGGCAAAUCACCUGGGAUGGAUUCAAGGCGGCUUUUGAUGAUAAGUAUUUUCCACCUUGUGUAAAGCAAAGGAAGAUCUUUGAGUUCAUGCAUUUAACUCAAGGAAGCCAAACAGUGAUGAUGUAUGAGAGGAAAUUUGAGGAACUAUCUAGGUAUGCACCACACAUGGUGAGUACGGAGGAGAUGAAGGCUCGAAAGUCCAAGCAAGGCUUAAGGGUAGAGAUCCAGAAGAGUAUCUCUCCCAUGCAACUGAAGACAUAUGCUGAAGUAGUCCAUAAAUCUCAGAUUUAUGAGGCUGUGGAGAAGAAUGCAACAAAGGAUGAAGAAGUUGAACCAAAGAAAAAGUUCAAGAAGAGUUUUGCUACCCCUACAACAAACAAGGACAAUUGGAAGAAAUUCCACAAGAAAAAUCCCCAAGGAACUGUUGACUGCACGAAGUGUUGUAAGAACCACAAGAGUGAUUGUUUGGUAGGAACGUUCACUUGCUUCAAGCGUAAGGAACCUGGACAUCUUGCAAGGAAUUGUCCAACUUUGAAGGAGCAUCCAGAGCCAAACCCCCAAGGAGGGCAAGCCAAUCAAAAUGCCCAGAAUAGAAAGGACACUCAAGGAAAUCAGAAGCCAAGAGCCUCUGGUAGGGUUUUCACACUGACUAAGAAGGAUGCAGAGGCAUCUCCCUUUGUUGUGGCAGGUAUGCUGAAAAUCUCUGGAAUACCUGCUUAUGUCCCAUUUGAUUCAGGAUCCACUCAUAGUUUUGUAUCGAGUACCUUUGCUACUAAAUUGAAUGUUGUGCCUAAAGUUUGGAAUUACCGGUUGUGUGUGUUUACACCUUCUGGAGGAAUGAUAGAGACAGAAUUAAUUCGUGAAGCAUGUGAUGUAGAGAUUAUGGAUAGAAAAUUGACUGCAGACUUAAUUCUGUUAGAAAUGAAGGAUUUUAAUAUUAUACUUGGAAUGGAUUGGCUAACAGCAUAUCAUGCUAGUGUUCAUUGUUUUGAAAAGAGAGUGGUCAUAAGACCUGUGAAGGAACCAGAGUUUGCAUUUUCUGGGAUGAUGAUAGGAACUCCGCCAUUGGUGAUAAUUUCAGGGAUGCAAGCCCAGAAGUUGUGGAGGCAAGGAAGCCAAGGAUUUUUAGCUUCAGUUGUUGACACUGAAGUGAAGGGAUCAAUUUUAACUGAUGUACCUAUUGUGAGGGAUUUUUCGGACGUGUUUCUGGAGGAUUUGGUAGAAUUGCCACCUAAAAGAGAUAUGGAGUUUUCUAUUGAGUUGGUUCCUGGUACGAUGCCAAUAUCCAAAGCACCGUACCGGAUGGCUCCAGUAGAACUGAAAGAAUUGAAGAAUCAAUUGGAAGAGUUGUUGGACAAGGGUUUCAUACAACCUAGUGUUUCGCCGUGGGGAGCUCUAAUCCUAUUUGUCAAGAAGAAGGAUGGUACCAUGAGGAUGUGUAUAGAUUAUAGGGAAUAA